Molecule: messenger RNA, 559 nt
Organism: Caenorhabditis angaria
Lineage: Eukaryota; Metazoa; Nematoda; Chromadorea; Rhabditida; Rhabditidae
Source: the annotation of a GenBank genome assembly
AUGUACUUUGGAUUUUCGGAUAAACUAUGCUCCUGGAUUUUUGCACUCGUUUUCAUUGAUUUUUGUGUUUAUGCGUAUAUUAUAAGGUUGGUUGGGAGGGACUAAAAAAUUUGAAUGGUUGACCUAAGAAACCUAUAGGUAGCCUGUUUUUGAUGGCCUAGAAAACCGAAUUUCCUAUUUUUUGGAUUAAAAAUCUGAAACAACGAUUUUCGUGUCCUAGAAUCCAACACUUUUAGUUUUGAUGACCUGAAAUCUCGAUAUUUCCGAAAAACUCAAAAUAACAACUUUAAAAAAAAAUUUCAAAUCAGAAAUUUGCAGCUCAUUUGAUAAUUGGGUUCAACUAUGUCUGAAUAUAACUCUUCCACUUCAAAUUUGGCAAGCAAUUCUUUUUGCUUCAUUUGCACCUGAUGAUAUUUUAGCCGAAAUUAUUGGCGAACAAAACGUGGAAACUUAUCGGGUUGGUUUUUAUUCGCUGAAACUUAUUUUCUUGAGAUUCUGAUGUUUUCAGCAUCCAACUUCACCACGUCAUCAACAAAUUCGAUCGUCGGGUGAUCAUUGA